ACAAGAGUCUCCUAUCCUUUGUCACCGGAUUCGCUAAAGAACUUCCCUAUAUAUACUCAUUCACUUCUUUCCCAUGUCAACAAAAAGAAACACAAACAUCACAUAUUAUACAUAUAAACACAUAAAAACACAUAUAUAAGAUGUCUUGUAAUAAGAGAUCAUUAUUAUUCGGCAAAAAAGUCGUAGUUAUACUUGUAUUCCUCUUAUGUUUGGUUCACUCAUCAGAAUCACUUCGACCAUUGUUUGCAUGCAACCCAGCAAACGGGUUAACCCGGACGCUCCGGUUCUGUCGGGUCAAUGUACCGAUCCACGUGAGGGUUCAAGACUUAAUCGGACGUCUCACGUUGCAGGAGAAGAUCCGCCUCCUCGUCAACAAUGCCGCUGCUGUGCCACGCCUUGGUAUUGGAGGCUAUGAGUGGUGGUCCGAGGCUCUUCAUGGCGUCUCCGACGUCGGUCCCGGAGCUAAGUUUGGUGGUGCUUUCCCCGGUGCUACCAGCUUCCCUCAGGUCAUCACCACAGCAGCUUCUUUCAACCAGUCUCUAUGGGAAGAGAUCGGACGGGUUGUGUCUGAUGAGGCAAGAGCUAUGUACAAUGGAGGCGUAGCCGGUUUGACGUAUUGGAGCCCAAAUGUAAAUAUACUGAGGGAUCCACGGUGGGGCCGAGGCCAGGAAACUCCCGGAGAGGAUCCUGUCGUCGCCGGAAAAUACGCAGCCAGCUACGUCAGGGGACUUCAGGGUAACGGCGCCGGUAACCGCCUCAAAGUUGCCGCAUGUUGCAAACAUUACACUGCUUAUGAUCUUGAUAACUGGAAUGGCGUCGACCGUUUCCACUUCAACGCCAAGGUCAGCAAACAAGAUUUAGAGGAUACAUACAAUGUGCCAUUUAAAUCUUGUGUUUACGAGGGAAAGGUCGCGAGUGUCAUGUGCUCAUACAACCAAGUCAAUGGAAAGCCAACUUGUGCUGAUGAAAAUCUAUUAAAGAACACCAUUCGUGGUCAAUGGCGUCUCAACGGGUACAUUGUAUCAGAUUGUGAUUCUGUCGAUGUUUUCUUCAACCAGCAACACUAUACCACAACUCCGGAGGAAGCAGCUGCUGCUUCCAUCAAAGCUGGUUUGGAUUUGGACUGCGGGCCGUUUUUGGCAAUUUUCACUGAAGGAGCUGUGAAGAAAGGAUUGUUGACGGAGAAUGAUGUCAAUUUAGCGCUUGCUAAUACUAUAACGGUUCAGAUGAGGCUUGGUAUGUUUGAUGGUAAUCUUGGACCUUAUGCUAAUCUUGGACCUAGAGAUGUUUGUACUCUAGCCCAUAGACAUUUAGCCCUUCAAGCGGCCCAUCAAGGAAUUGUGCUUCUCAAAAACUCUGGUCGUUCUCUUCCACUCUCCCCUAGGCGUCACCGCACCAUUGCCGUGAUUGGACCCAACUCCGACGUCACUGAGACCAUGAUCGGAAACUAUGCAGGGAAAGCUUGUACCUAUACGACACCGUUACAAGGAAUCGCAAGAUAUGCCAGAACACUUCACCAAGAUGGUUGUGCAGGCGUUGCUUGCCGAGGGAACCAAGGAUUUGGUGCGGCAGAGGCGGCUGCACGUGAAGCAGAUGCGACGGUACUUGUGAUGGGAUUGGACCAGUCGAUAGAGGCCGAGACACGAGAUCGAACCGGGUUGCUGUUACCAGGUUACCAACAAGAGCUUGUUACACGAGUAGCUCAAGCUUCUAAAGGUCCAGUCAUUCUUGUGCUUAUGAGUGGUGGCCCCAUCGAUGUUACCUUUGCUAAGAACAAUCCACGUGUUGCUGCCAUCAUCUGGGCCGGGUAUCCGGGUCAAGCUGGUGGAGCUGCUAUCGCCAAUAUAAUCUUUGGUGCUGUUAACCCUGGAGGAAAACUACCUAUGACAUGGUAUCCACAAGAUUACGUAGCAAAAGUGCCAAUGACGAUAAUGGCUAUGAGAGCAUAUGGAAAUUACCCAGGAAGGACCUACAGAUUCUACAAAGGUCCAGUGGUGUUUCCAUUUGGUUUCGGUUUAAGUUACACUACCUUCACUCACAGUUUGGCCCAAAGUCCAUUAGCCCAACUAUCAGUUUCAUCCAAAAAAUUCAACUCUGCCAUUUUCAACUCGUCAUCUGAUUCCAUCAAAGUGUCUCAUGCCAACUGUGGAACGUUUCCAAAAAUGUCUCUCCAUGUUGAAGUAUCAAACACAGGUGAAUUCGAUGGAACCCACACGGUGUUCGUCUUUGCCGAGCCGCCGAAAAACAGGAUAAAAGGAUUGGAUGUGAACAAACAAUUGAUAGCGUUUGAGAAGGUUCAUGUCACGGCAGGGGCAAAACGAACUGUUCAAGUUGAUGUUGAUGCUUGCAAGCAUCUUGGUGUAGUAGAUGAGUAUGGAAGGAGGAGGAUCCCAAUGGGUGAACAUAAACUGCAUAUCGGUGAUCUUUUUUUUUUUUUGUCACGAAAUAACUUCUUCCAUUCAUUUAAUUAAACCGGUGGGGGAAUAAACUCACCAACCACCUCUUGUUCAAACACAUUUAAAGCGUUCUUCGCUAAUACAUCCGCCUCAGCGUUUUUUAAACGGGAAAUCCAAAUAAACACAGCGAUCUCAAAGUCUUUCGCCAUUGAUAAGAUAUCCUCCACUAUGCCAUAGAGAUCCAGUGACGGCCUUUUUCCAUUGAUCGCUUUAAUCAACUGCGCAUAUCGGUGAUCUUAAACAUAUUAUUUUGGUUCAACCGCAACUUUAAAAGAGGCAUACAAAAAAGAAGCAAAAAAUAAGGAAACCCUUUUAACGAAGUGGAGUGUUUCCUCUUAUUUAUAUGUUACAUUAUAUAUAGAGAGAUAGGUUAUUCUCUUGAGAAAUUACUCAAGAAAUGGUUGAAUCCACAGAGAAGCACCAAAGGGUCGCUUCUUGGAUUUGUGUGUUUUAUUUCUUCUACUUUUUUCGUCAUCAAUUGUCAAUGUUACUGUAACUUGUGGCUCCCAAAAUAAGAAAGAUAUAGGGGCCCUUGUAAAGAGUUGAAACUAAGAAAAAAAUGAAGACACAUGAUAAUUUGAUAUA
Messenger RNA from Raphanus sativus (radish), 3041 nucleotides. RefSeq names its product beta-D-xylosidase 1. Gene Ontology annotation, cellular component: plant-type cell wall. The transcript is spliced from 7 exons. NCBI's taxonomy places the organism in Eukaryota, Viridiplantae, Streptophyta, Magnoliopsida, Brassicales, Brassicaceae. Bases 141 to 2471 code for a protein of 776 amino acids. Gene Ontology annotation, molecular function: alpha-L-arabinofuranosidase activity; xylan 1,4-beta-xylosidase activity. The record is from RefSeq and is a predicted model, not a curated record. Gene Ontology annotation, biological process: xylan catabolic process; arabinan catabolic process.